AAGUAUUACGGCACAACUGCUCUUUUGUUGACUCAGAAGGGAGGUGAAUGAUUUCUGCUCCUACUUGAUGACAAACUUCAUUCAACAUGGUUUUUAAUGAGGAGAUUUACGCGAGCUCUCGACCACCCUGUGAAGAUCAUUGAAGGAGCGGCUUCAUAUCGUUGAGCACCGGAGGAGACGCGACCAAACCGCCACGCCCCGUGGGAGCGAGGGAAGACUCGAGUUGUCAACACCACGUACAAAAUUCUCGCCGCACGCACGAGCCGGUGUUGAAUCGAAUAAAGAUGCCCGCCCCGCAGCCAACGGGCGGUAGGAGCACCACUUCGUCCCCAUCAAAGAGCAGCCCGGGGAAACUUGGUUCUUUUUACCCCGGCGGGAUCAUGACCCCUUCAAAACAGCGCGGCGGAGAUGUUGUUGUUGACGCAGCUCGGCAUCAGACGCAGAAAGUCGUCCACAACCCGUCCAGCAGUUCCUCCUCCUCGUCAACCCAUAAAAAACCACGAGAGAAGACGAACCGAGACUACGAAACCAUUCUCACCAACUUUCUGAAACAGCAGGGCCACACCGCGUCCAUCGAAGUGCUCACCUCCUGGCUGUACCAGCGGGCAAUCGUUCGGUACCGCAUGAAAGACUUUCUUUCCUGCUCACGAGACUGCGACCGAAUCGCGGAGAAGUGUAUCGAGGAAAAAACUACACCCAUUUCCAUCCAUUUUCUGCAUCACAGAUAGCAACCGGAUUCAAAUUUGAUGUAUGACUAUGAUUUCUUGCAUGACAAGUUCAUGGAUGUUGGGGAUGGAUCUUUUUUGGUGGAUAAAGAGCGCCGGCUGUGUGCACGGACGGAUUCUUUUCCUGAACGCCAAGGCGCACUUAUGGAUGUGUCAGAGUUGAAAUCGACAAAGUUGAAAUAAUUACUAUUUAAACUGCAGCAAGCCAGAACUUUUGAAGCUUUUGGGUGUGUUCUGGGGUAUGCAAAGUGGGUCCGUAGCAUCGUGAUUUGUAAUUUGCAGGCCACACCCCGAACACACCCCGGACACACCCCAGGCACACCCCAGACAGACCCCCGACACACCCCCCCGACAAGAACUGCUGAAGCUUUGGGGUGUGUUCUGGGGUAUGCAAAGUGGCUGCGUAGCAUCGUGGUUUGCAAUUUGCAACACACACCCCGAACACACCCCGGACACACCCCAGACACACCCCCGACACACCCCAGACACACCCCAGACACACCCCCGACACACACACCCCCGUCACACCCCAGGCAGACCCCCGUCUCGCACCCCCGGAAGACACCCCCGACACACCCCAGACAAACCCCCGGCGCGCCCUCGGCUACCACAUCCAGAGCAGGGGGCAGAGAAACUGAAUAGCCAGAGCAGAAGGCUAACCUGGAUCCGAAUCGAAUAACUAUCCAGAGCGGGCUCAAGUAUCCAGAGCGGGUCUCUCGCACGGCCCAGGGGCAAAAGCCCUAGGUCAGCGCGGGGACUCGGUCCCCGCGUCAUGACCUAGGGGCCAGCUUCGGGCGUUUCCCAGAAACUAACCGCAUAGCCCAGGGGCGAAAGCCCUAGGUCAGCGCGGGGACUCGGUCCCCGCGCCAUGACCUAGGGGCCAGCUUUAGGCGUUUCCCGGAAAGUAUCUAACCGCACGGCCCAGGGGCAAAAGCCCUAGGUCAGCGCGGAAGCUCGGUCCCCGCGUCAUGACCUAGGGGCCAGCUGCUGCGGGCGCUUCGUUCCCGGAAACUAACCACACGGCCCAGGGGCAAAAGCCCUAGGUCAGCGCGGGGACUCGGUCCCCGCGUCAUGACCUAGGGGCCAGCUGUUGGCGCUUCCCGGAAGCUAACCGCAUGGCCCAGGGGCAGAAGCCCUAGGUCAGCGCGGGGACUCGGUCCCCGCGUCAUGACCUAGGGGCCAGCUUUGGGCGUUUUCCGGAAACGAAUCGCACGGCCCAGGGGCAAAAGCCCUAGGUCAGCGUGGGGACUCGGUCCCCGCGUCAUGACCUAGGGGCCAGCUGUUGUGGGCGUUUCCCGGAAACUAACCACACGGCCCAGGGGCAAAAGCCCGGGGUCAGCGCGGGGAUUCGGUCCCCGCGUCAUGACCUAGGGGCCAGCUGCUGGCGCUUCCCUUCCCACCCGGAAACUAACCGCACGGCCCAGGGGCAGAAGCCCUCGGUCAGCGUGGGGACUCGGUCCCCGCGUCAUGACCUAGGGGCCAGCUACAGACGCGGCGCCGGUGCUAUCGGCACCCGGCCCGGCGCCAGCUUCUUCCUUUCUUUUCUCUUUGUUUCACUGUUCGCGGUGGGCCAGCGGAUCUAGUGUGGGCAAGCUGAGGAGCUCCGUCCGUAGGUCUGUCGCGGAUCAGGGAGCGCAGGGCACACAGAGGCACCGAGCUGCAGGGGCCUGCCCGCCCUGUGCCAGCCACCACAACCCCCGAACUCGUCCCAGACAAAUGCCGGAAGGUCGCCGCACGGGGACUCUGUCCCCGUGCUCGGACCUUGUUUGUCAUGCAUAAAAUGGAUGCCAGUCGGAACCCAGUUUCCAAGUGGCGCAUGACAAAUUUCGGUGGUCCCUAAAUCCAGUUUGUCAUGCUGUUUGGGUAAGGAAGACGCGUUUUGUCAUGCUACUUUAGCAGCUCUAUUUCUACCCCUCAACAGGCUUGCAAUCUGCCUCCCUUGUCUACUCUGCAAGACAGGUACUUUGUGGGUUGCAUUUUAUGCGUCACAAAUUAUUUCAACUUUGACGAUUUCAAUCCUGACGCUUCCAUAGCACUUUCGGCUGAAGAACUGGCGCCAGUUCGGCCUGAACCUGUACCGCAGCUGCGUGGAGGCGGUCCAGAUGGACUACAUGGAAAUUUUUCCGUCCGUUGGGUCGCUGUGUUGCUGUGCGCCGAUAUUUGACGAGACGGAGGAUCUGUUCACCGGAGUAAUGUAUGAACUGCAAAAGCAUCGUACUCGUUAUGCAUUACAAAUUGACUUAGCACUACAAAUUUCAAUUUGUAAUGCGGAUUUGCCUUGAAAAAAAGAUUUGUAAUGCAUAAACGCAAUUAGUACGAGUGCGAUACUUUUGCACAGGAUAUAAUGCUCGUGUUGCAGAAAUCCGCGAAGGCGCUACUCUCCCUGCUGAACUCUGACAACGGCGUGAAAUUCUUCUGGCACGUAUCAACUGCAAAAAUGUCUGGGUCUGGAAGAUUGCCAGGUUCGUCAUGCAUAUUCGGCAUGACCCAUGAUGUCUGUGAUGCAUGACCUAGCAUCACAGAUUUGGUGAUGGCUUCCUGAUGCCUAUACCGCAUGAGAAAUACCCCCUCGCCGUCGCAAAAGCUGGGCCUCUUUUGCUGUUCAUGCAAUGCAGAUUUUUGUAGAAUCCAAAGGCAGCAUCACAAGUUACAUCCUUCCAGACCCAGACACUUUUGCAUUUGAUAGCACGUCAUCGUGGACGACGGCGCGAAGAGUCCGCCAGCGCUGUUCCGAGCCACCAGGAACAAUACUUCUAAAGCGGAAGGGUGGGAUCAAAUAGUAACCAGUGGACAUCAAGCCGCGAACGAUAUAAAUAGUCCGGUCAAGGGUGGAGGAGGAGGUGUGCAACUUCUGACGCCAACAGUUAUUUCCUCUUCUUCACAGGUGGCUUCUAUGGGUGAUCCGCCUCGAAGUGGUAACAAAAAAGAUCAGGAGCCACUGUCCCCCUCCUCAUCCCCCACGACCUCUGCGAAGAAUGUGCAAAUCGUUUCGAAUCUCGACGAGGGGAUCAACGUAACAGAUGAGAUCGACGAGCAACUGUCACUCGAGCAGACGAUCCGCCAACAGUGCUUGAAACGGUCCGAGUUUCUAGAGUCGCUGGGUUUGAAAACGCUCGUCUUUGGUUUGACCGAGAUCCGAAACCGCAUGCACAAGGAGACGAUGAUGAGCAACAGGAGCAGCGCAGCAGCUUCAGCUUCUUCUAGGAAAGUAAAUAGUGCUGAACAACAAGUAGCUCCGGGCGCUGGUACAUCAACAAGCGUUUUCGCAAACUUCCAGCAGUACGAUCCGUUGUUCCGGUCUUUGGUGAAGUUCAUCAAUCCGGAUGUAAAUCUUCAUCUUUCCUUCACGACCAUAACGCUCUACAGCGAGUUACUCGCAACCAGCACGGCGAAGGAGGAGCAGAUAGCUGCGAGAUUAUCCAGAACGUCCAGUUAUUCAUGGCAAAUAUGUUGUCUUCUAGGCUUGUCCUUUAUUUGAUUUGGGUAGAAAUUAUGCGCAUGACAGACUUGGGCCGCAUGCUAGCCAAACACGACAACAAGAUGAAAGUAGAUGAGCCUUGCAUUUUUAUUUUGUUCGUUCCAGAGCGAGACCCAGGGGACGAUAUUUUUGCAAUCAAUACCAGCAUGAUGCAGAGUCCGGAGAAGACGUCUGCAGCCCUGAUGCUGAGCUUGUCGAGUCAAAAACCACGCGGGCGGAGAAGAAGCAGUCGGUUGUCGUCCCAGGGUAGCGAUUAUGCAUUGCAAAGUAUCGUGCUUCUAGGAGUUCUUGUAGUGGCAUUUUUACAACGCUGGCAAAAUUUGUUUGUGUUGAUGCUGAAGAUUCACCCUUGGAACAGCGCGAUCGAGAUGUCGUGUUGUAGGAUUGCCUUUCGUGCAAUACUCAUACUUUUGCACACGAUAGUGACCAUGCAAGCACUUCUGGAGCUGCUGCUGGUCCCAGUGCUGCUAGUCGAGAAAACUCCUCCUCUCCCGUAAAGACACGAGCGGGACUCGUCGUUGCCUCAGCGAACUACAGUGAUAGGAAAACACAUCAACAAUCCACACGGCCUAGCUCCGCAUUGUCCUCUUCUGCCCGGAAGGGCAAACUGCCCUGGGGCUACAAUAACAACGUCAGAGCGUCCUUUUCACCGACCGCUCCUGCCAGCCUGCACGACAACUAUUCUUCUACACCAGGCGCGGCCGUCGAAAUGAUGAACCUCCACGGAUCAUCAAUCCAAAACGGAGGCGGAGGUUACGCGAGUACAACAGCGGCGCUCGACGUCGACCGGAUUUAUCACAGCAAAAAGUGUUAAAAACGUUAACGGAAUUUGUGACGCAGCAAUGCAUCACAAAACAUGGACAUGCCAAAAUUUGUAAUGCAGAGCAUGCAUAUUGGGCUACAUUUGCGAUGCAUGACUGCAACCAGCCAUGCUCCGGCUACCGCCGGAGCGCAAGGCUGUUUGGCCGGGUCUGAACUGCUUGCGGACCGGACCACAGCGACAUACAUACUCAUGCCCCCACAGAACUCUCUGCGCGCUGGCGCUUCUCGCGCCUAAGGGCGCUCUGCGCAGGGAGGAGCUACCGCGAGCACUGGGGCAGAACAGGACACACCUAGGUGCCACACCAAUCCGCUACGCAUGCCUUUCGUUAAUCAAGAUGAACCACGAACCCCGCCCCAUUCCCCGGCUUCGCUACUUUUUCAAUGAAUGGCUUCAGUGUGGGAGGGCGGCGCGAGAGGGUAGCGCGAGAGGGUGGCGCGAGAGGGUGCGCGAGAGGGUAGCGCGAGAGGGUGGCGCGAGAGGGUGGCGCGAGAGGGUGACGCGAGAGGGUGGCGCGAGAGGGUGGCGCGAGAGGGUGCGCGAGAGGGUGGCGCGAGAGGGUGCGCGAGAGGGUGGCAGGGACAAACGCCGCACCAAACAAGUCCGCGAAGAGCCUGCAAUGCUAAAUAUGGGGACUGCCAUGCGGAUUCGCGCCCGCCACUUUGUGUCUUUACCCUCUCGCAGACCUCUCGCAGACCCUCUUUUUUACCUCUUUUGGGGGUCCCCGCUAAUAGUCCGGCUAUACUCGCGGGUAGAGGUCGACAGAGGUGGCCGAGAGGGUGCGCGAGAGGUUGGCCCUUAUUCGCGCCACCUCUCUCGACCUCUGUCGACCUCUCGCGCCCCCUCUUUUUGACCUCUCUGCACCCUCUGAGGCACUUAGGCGCCGCCUUAAGGUGGGGCCUUCAGCUGGCUAUACUCGCGCACCCUCUCGCCGACCCUCUCGAAAGGGGUCCCGCGCCACCUCUCCACCUCUGUCGACCUCUUUUUUACCUCUUUUGACCUCUUUUUGACCUCUCGGCCACCUCUUGUUUACCCUCUGUCUACCUCUUUUUUCGCAUGAAUAUAAUAUAUAAGUAAUCUGUGCCGUUAAUGUUAACACUUUUUCUUGUGAUUGGAUUUUUCCGAAAGUCAUGGACUGCUUCCUCUCAGAGAAGAAUUAUCCUGUGCAAAAGUAUCGUACUCGUAUUCUUGCAAUCAUGCAUUACAAAUCCCUUUGUUAAGGUAAAUCUGCAUUUACAAAUUUUAUUUCUCAUGCUGGGGAAAUUUGUAAUGCAUUCAUAAUAUACGAGUACGAUACUUUUGCAGUUCAUAAGAAUGAACUUAUCCACGCCUGCGCCCGGUUUUUGACCGAGAUGCACCGAUCUUUCCUGUACAGGGAGAAGGUGAAAUUCGACGUCUUGGACUACUUCGUCAAGUGGCUCGCGCAGGACGCGAAUCCGUAUGCUCUGCAAAAGUAUCGUACUCAUGCUAAUUGUAAUUGCAAACAUGCAUGACAAAGGUACAACAGCCUUACAAGCUGCAUUUGUCGUGCUGAGCUAAUUUGUAUAUGCAAUUUGUACUGCUACGAUUAUACUUUUGCAAUGCAUAAUCCGUUGCGAGCGUUUAUCCUGUGCACCCUCUUCCCCGUGCUCGCCAACGCAAGCUUUGGAUCGGUAGAAAACAAGGAAUUGAUGCAGUUUGGAGGAUCAACUAACAAUCCUACUUUCUUCUGAUGUGUGAUAGUGAUAAUUGCCAGCUAUUGUCAAUUGCAUUUUUCAAGACUAGAUAGAAGUAGAAGAUGAAGAAGCAACGCAUGUUAAUGUUUGUGCACACGACACUAGUUCUUAUCGUCCUCCGAAGCGUAAACCCCGAAUCAGCGUACUCAACUACAUCCAAAAGAAAUCAAUUUUACGACUUUUUUUAUCCACAGGCCCCCGAUUCCCUCUCCGUGGUCGACGAGUUAGCGAAUGAAGAGAAGCGAAACUUGUUGAAGCUCCUGAAACUAGCAGUAGAGCGAUGCGUAACCCAUGUAACUAUGUCUGGGUAUUUUGGAUCUGGAGUAAAAGCUGAGCUUGGUUAUGCGUGUCUGGCGCUCGCUCCUGAAAAAUCUGCAUUGAUUGCAAAACCGACAAGACGAGUGCAGCUUCUCGCGUCAUGCAAAAAAGCAACUUGUCAUGCGCGCGACCUGGAAUAUUAAAUUUCAAGGAGCGCUCCAAAAACUUGUCAUGCUGGGCGGCUACCACAACAGAAACUGUAGUUAUCCGCUAACACUGUCCGCAUCACAACUUUCCAGACCAAGAAGACAUGUUUGCAGUCGAUAAUCGGUGUUUGACGGCGAUCAAGCUGGGGACCACGAGGACGUCGAGAUGAAUAAAGUAGACAACGGAACAAGAGACGAUGGAGCGGCUAAAACUCCUAGUCGUGCUGGAGUUGGAAGUAGUACUACCACAUCAACGGCCGGUGGAUCAAACAAGCCGAAGCAAGACGCGGCAGCGGCAGCCGCAGCAGAAGACGUCACAGACAAAGCGAAGAAGGAACAACAAGAGGAGAAUCGAAAACUGUGGGAACCGUUGCGGAAGCAGAUCCUAGGCUUUCUGUUCCUCUUUCUCGAGAAAACCUCGGACCCGGAGGCCGACACGCUUUUGCUAGCCCGGAAUCUGUAUCCACUGCAAAAGUGUCUUACUCGUACUAAUUGCAGUUGUACAGCAUGAAGACAGAUCUGGUUUCUAUAGCUACUUUAGCAUUACUUCCUUCUGGGAAAAUUUGUAAUGCGAAAAAUUCUACUAUUACGACAGGACGCUUUCGCACUGCAUAAUCUGGACGCGGCCUCGCUGGCGAAAUUUCUGCUGCAGAAGUCCGCAAUCCAGACCUGUCUGAAGUCCACAAUAGGCGCGAUUGCGUUGCGGAGAAUAGCGUCGUUCGGAUGGAUAUCAAAUGUAAAAAUGUCUGGGUCUGGAAACUUGUGAUGCUGGGUGGCGCCUCAUGAUGAGGCUACAAAUGCUGGCUCAGCAUGACAAGUUUCUGAGCUCCUAGCUGUUGCCUAUUCUGCAUGACAAACUGCGCUUCUGCAUCACAGAAAAACGGAGCUCUUGGGUAACGUGCGUGACAGAUUUAAGAGUCAUGCCAGACAAGCAUGACAUUUUCCAGACCCAGACACUUUUACAUUUGAUAAUGAAUGUUUGAGGAAUUCGCGGAAAAUCGGGUCAUCGACAAAAUUAUAGACGAGCUGGAAAAAAUCCACGAAAAGCUGUAUGCCAUGGGUGGCGCAUCAACUUCCGGACCUGCUGCUGCUGCCCCCCAAAGUCGAAGCAGUACUAGAAAACCGUCCUACGUCGCCGACGACACCCUGACGCUCGGGGAAGCUCUUUCCUCCCCUAUGAAAUGCAAAAGUAUCGUACUAGUAUAAAUCGCAUUACAAAUUCGCUCAGCAUUACAAAUCGAAUUCGCUCAGCAUUACAAACUCACUUGAGAAAAAGAUUUGUAAUGUAUAAAUGCAAUUACUACGAGUGCGAUACUUUUGCAAUCCAUAUCCCCUCGGGCCCACCGAAUCUCGCAGAGACAGGGGCUAUCCAGCGGGUUUCACCUAUCAGAGUAGAAAAUACACAAGAACUCCAAUCUUUGUCUCAUUUGCCCCUGCUCAUUUGAUGUCCCCGUGCAAUAAAUGCCAAAUUCGCGGCUUCUUCUCGCUUUGAGGCACUCUGUCCAUGCUGAGUCAAGUUGCGGAAAGAGGUGCCUAAGCAGUAAGUCUAAGUUGUACGACUCACAACCCAUAUAUAAUUCGAGAGUUGUUCAUUUUGAUUUUGUGUCAUGCUUCAAAUGUUGAGGGCGAGGGUAGGGAGUUGUAGUUCGUCUUGCGCACGGGGAUAUGAUGUGGAAAAUGUGGAGGACGACGAGAAUCUCGGAACAUCCUCUAUGAGUCCGACGCGCAGAGGGGCGAGAAGCACCCCGAAUCUGAAUAAACCGAAUCAAAACACCACAACACCGACGCCACAAAAGCGACACGGUGGUUCUGUGGCCGCCGCGGCCGCGCCGCAUGAUCAGCAGUGCUGGACGACGCCAAAAAAUCCUCCAAAGCGACUCUCUGGCGCAGGAGGAGGCUCUGCGCUCACGAUGUUGACCAAGAACGACAACAUUGUGUCGCGGCUGGAAGCGCUGGGGUCGCAGUUGCUUCGGCUGCUCGGUUAUCCUGUGCAAAAAUAUCGUAUUCGUAGUAGUUGUAAUCAUAUGAAUUUUGAUUGAAUAUGGAUGACGGGUCUAUCUCGCUCUAGUACUACCUUUUGCAGCAUGAUGACAACACUGCAUGAUAUUCGUUCAUCUUCAAACCGCCCAAUACGUACGAUAUUUUUGGCAUGCAUAUCGGCAUGCUGCUCCUGAAAAUGCCUGACCUGCGGUUUGGGGUAGAUCCGGGUAUUCCGGAAUCCGACAAAGAAGCGGCUGAGAGGGAAUCCAAACAGGAAAAAUUGCAAAAGGAACUGCAGCAACAAUUUCUCGCCCGAGUGGGCACCUUCCCCACGUAUCGCGAGCAGUGGGUCCUUUCCCUGGAGCCUGCGGUGCGCACCUGCAACCGCGGGGUGAGGCUCGGCAAUGUGACCGCCACCGAUCUGCAGCGGAUUUGCCGCGGGCACCGGCUGAGCUCGCUGUUUGCGGAAUUUUCGAAGAGUGGAAAAAUGGAGGGGGAAAUUUACACGUCGCCGUUGAAUAAGUUGAAAGCGAAGAACAACUAUUACCCGACGUUCGAGGAAACCAUGCGGUUUAGAGAAGGUGGGGGUGGCGGGGCGCGAAGCCAGCGUGAAAGGUCACGGGAGACCACAAAUGCUAAAACUGGUGGGACGAAAGUCGCAAAUAAACCAAUUUUCGAUGGGGGUGCGAUUGAAAGGAAAAUGCGCAUUGGUGAUUAGUUGGACUACUUACAACUUUAGUCCAACUCGAUGAAAGUAAAUCCUCAGCGGCUUCCUGCUGGCAGGAAUAGAGAUGAACAUCUUCUAAGUCUUCACGCAAUUUGUUUUCUUUCUUGACCUGUGUGGCUGCAAAUUAUUGAAGUCGAACUUUAAAAAGAUUAAGAUACUGAUCUUCGGAGAAGGAU
Molecule: messenger RNA, 10085 nt
Organism: Amoebophrya sp. A120
Lineage: Eukaryota; Dinophyceae; Syndiniales; Amoebophryaceae
Source: the annotation of a GenBank genome assembly